AAGUAUAUUGCACACAUUAUUUUUUGGCCGUUUUACUUAGAGAUGUCCGGAGAGUGCAUUUACGAUGUUGUCGCUGAUAGCUUUGAGCCAGCCGCACAACCUGAGAUGGCUUUGAAGGGAAAGAAGGCCCCUUUGCGGAAAGUUCCUCCUCCAACCGCUUCCACAUUUGGGUUGCAUGGCACCAGUGCUGUCUUGGGAAAUGUUGGAGGCGAGUUUACUGACCCUUCAGUCCAUCCAAGUAAAAAACCUAUCGGAUUGUUUGGGCGAAGCGUCGCAGAUACUAUAAACCCAUCGAAUUACUUGAAAAAGAAUCAGGGACCUUUCACUGCCAGCCGUGGGGCACCAGCGGUGAAUGAAACGAAUUUUAAGAAGAGUGCGUGCUCACAUGAAAAGGUGAAGCCGGAUAUCUCUUGUCGGCACGACCAUCCUGUGAUGGGAAUGAAAACAGACAAAAACUUCGUGUUGGCCAACUCCGUCGAGGUCACAAUGGCUAUUCCCUCUAAGCAAAUUCCUGUGCCACCGCCUAAUUCGACGGAUCGAAGUGACUUUGGGAAAGUCCCAACCUAUUUGCAAGAAAUAAAGGAAGAAAUUCAGAAUAGACGGCAAAUGGUUCAAACUCUUGCUACGGAAGCUAAGGCGACGAGCGAAAAGUGGUCGGAGCUGUCUUACGAUGAGUUAGUUGAGCUUCGUAAUGGCUUGCAGGUGUGUUGGGAUUCUGCUAACAAAGAGUAUCAAACUAGUGGAUUCAAUAGCUCGCAAACAGUCUCAAAGAAAUUACACCAGGAGGCUUUAGAGAAACAAUUAUCUGUGUUAGAGUUCAUGAUGCAGAAACUGAGUCGUCGCCAUGUGUUUAUUUAUGACGAUCAGAAAUGAAGGAGUUUCCCGCUUGGUUGUAGCGAAGAUUAAAAGAGAAAAAACAACCAAUGUAUAAAAGGGAAUAUUACGUUUAUUCACCUUUUUUUUCCUCUUUUGUUUCAAUGUAAACCUUUCUCUUCGUUUUUAGCUUUCCAUCU
Messenger RNA from Phytomonas sp. EM1, 1013 nucleotides. NCBI's taxonomy places the organism in Eukaryota, Euglenozoa, Kinetoplastea, Trypanosomatida, Trypanosomatidae. The record is from the annotation of a GenBank genome assembly.